This is a messenger RNA of Radiomyces spectabilis, 2282 nucleotides long. Its product is annotated as eukaryotic translation initiation factor eIF2A-domain-containing protein. The transcript is spliced from 4 exons. Lineage: Eukaryota; Fungi; Mucoromycota; Mucoromycetes; Mucorales; Radiomycetaceae. Bases 44 to 2236 code for a protein of 730 amino acids. Gene Ontology annotation, cellular component: eukaryotic translation initiation factor 3 complex. Gene Ontology annotation, molecular function: translation initiation factor binding; RNA binding; translation initiation factor activity. Gene Ontology annotation, biological process: translational initiation. The record is from RefSeq and is a predicted model, not a curated record.
GCACAGCAUCCAUUUCCCUUCUUCUUUAUUACUCUCCGCCACGAUGCCCGGACUCGAUCUGAAGAAUCUUCCUGAGCGCGAAGAAGAUAUUGACUUUAGCGAUAUCUAUGAAAAGCACACCAUUUCUGUCGAUAACGACUUUGAUUCCAUCGUUGUGGUGGACGGUGCACCCAUUGUCGAUGAAGCCAAGGAGGAGAAGCUUCUUACUGUUUUGAAGAAAUUAUUCACCAAGGGUGCUGGUGAAAUCAAAGAAAGUGGCAUCUGGAUGCCCAUGUCGCCCAAUGACAAGGGUAAAAUGGAGAGCAAGGGUUACUUGUUCAUCGAUUUUGAAUCCGUUGAAUCAGCCCAUGCUGCUGUCAAGAAUUUGGAUGGCCAUAAAAUGAGCAAGACUCAUCAGCUUUCCGUCAACAAAUUCACCGAUGUCGAAAAAUACACCAACAUGAACUCUGAAUUCAAGGAACCUGAAUUUGAGGAAUUCAAGCCCAAAGAACAUCUUCGCAGCUGGCUUGCCGACGAACAGGCCCGCGAUCAAUUCGUCAUGUACCGUGGGGACGAUGUCAGCAUUUUCUGGAACAGAAAGACAGAAAAUCCCGAACACGUUUACAGCCGCACUAACUGGACCGAAACUUACGUUCAAUGGUCCCCCUUGGGUAGCUACCUUGCUACUUUCCACACACAGGGUAUUGCAUUGUGGGGUGGUCCUUCGUGGAGCAAGAUUGUUCGCUUUGUUCAUCCCGGUGUGAAAUUGAUCGAUUUCUCUCCGAAUGAACGUUUCUUGGUCACAUGGUCCAACGAACCCAUCAGCCCAUCAAAGAUUCCCGAGGGUUCUCCCAAUCCCUUCUCUGAAUAUGAUGAAGGCAACCAGAUCAUUAUCUGGGACGUUAUGACCGGCGCUCUCUUGCGUUCUUUCCCUCUCGUCCAAGGCAACAACGAAACACAAAAGACCAUUCGUUGGCCCAUGUUCAAGUGGUCCGCCUCUGAAAAAUACUUUGCUCGUAUCGUUCCCGGCCAGCAGCUCUCCGUCUACGAAGCAGCCACCAUGGGUUUGGUCGGCAAGAAGAGUAUCAAGAUCGAAGGCAUCGUCGACUUUGAAUGGUCGCCCGCAAAGCCUGAUCAGGCUGACGCCCACCAGAAGGAAGAUGUCCUUGCCUACUGGACUCCUGAAGUUGGCAAUCAACCUGCACGUGUAACCAUGAUGACCGUUCCUUCCAAAGAAAUCAUCCGUACCAAAAACUUGUUUAAUGUCACAGACUGUAAAUUGCACUGGCAAUCCAAGGGUCGCUUCUUGGCUGUCAAGGUCGAUCGUCACACAAAGACCAAGAAAUCCACCUUCUCCAAUAUCGAAAUUUUCCGUGUUUCCGAAAAGGCCAUUCCCGUCGAAACUUUGGAAAUCAAGGAUCCUGUUCUUGCAUUUGCUUGGGAACCCCAGGGUGAACGUUUUGCUACCAUCACUUCCAACGAUCCCAACUACGGUGCCGCUCCCACUCAAGGUGUGGCUCCUGUGACGAUCAAGACUCAAAUUACCUUUUAUUACCUUGAUAAGAGCAAGGCCGUCGCCGGUUUCAAACCUCUCAAGAUGCUCGACAAGAAGACAUGCAACUACAUCUUCUGGUCACCCAAGGGCCGUCAUGUCGUCUUUGCCACCCUUCGAUCCUCUUCCGUAUUCGAUAUUGAAUUCUACGAUGUCGAUUUCGAUCCUAUUACCACCGACAAGAAGGAGAAGGAAGAAUUGGGCGCUACCGUUCAAUUAUUAUCGACGCAAGAACAUUACGGUGUCACCGAUAUCGAGUGGGAUCCUACUGGUCGUUUCCUGGUCAGUGGUUCCAGUAUGUGGCGCCACACUGCCGAUCACGGUUUCUGCGUGUGGGACUUCAAGGGUCAGCUUUUGUUCAAGCAGAACAUUGAAAAGUUCAAGCAAUUAUUAUGGCGUCCUCGUCCCAAGAGUCUGCUGAGCCCCGAACAGAAGAAGAAGAUCAAGAAAAAUCUCAGACAAUACAGCAAAGUGUUCGAAGAAGAGGAUUUGGCAGCUGGUGACGCAACCGCUGCUAAACUUAUCGCUGCUCGUAGAAAGGCUGUCGAAGAAUGGUAUGCAUGGAGAAAGGCGGCCGAAGCUAGACUUGCCGAAGAACGCAAAUCCUUGGGCAAGGAGCUUCGAACAACUGAUGAAGGCAAAUCCGAAAUCAUUGAAGAAUGGGUGGAGGAAGUCAUUGAAGAGACCGAAGAAAUUGUCGAAUAAGCAUUUGCAACCGUUUUGCCAUCAUUUUUCUAUAAUAGUAAAUUUC